AUACGUACAUUUCGAGAUUCCGUCUGACAAGAAUAAUAAUAAAAGUUCACACGAAAUGAUGACAAAUCAAUUAAACUCGUGAAAAUAAGUCAAUAUAAAUCUGAAUUUGAAAUAAAUUUGUGAAUUUUUACUUAUUCAAAAAAUAGCCGGAAUGGAAACUAUUUUGUGAAAGGAUUGUUAAUACAGAAGAAUCGAAGAUAAAAUGAGUUCUAGUUUUUGCAAUUUGUAAUCUGUGUGAAGACUUUAAAGACUGGAUAAGCCAGAUAAGUUGUAAUCAAAAUGGUGUCACGAAACCUUACCGAGGUUUUUAUCCUCAUGCGGAACAAUUCUAUGACGAGUAGGCAAAUCUAUAAUGAUCAGACAUCAGAUUCUACCUCAGACCGUGUCGCCCUGAUAAACAAGCGAAGACCAUUAGUCGUCGAGGAGGACAUCGAACUGGGUGGAGAUCCGAGUCGAGAUUCGUCCGAAUUUCUGAGCAUUCCACCCCCUUGGAUCGACGAUCUGGAAGAUAUUAGAUACAAUACGACACUUAUCUCGCAAAAAACCAAGGAACUUGACCAAUUGCAAACUAAACACGUUCAACGACCCACAUUUGACGACGAUGCUACAACCGAACAUCAAAUUGAGGAUGUUACCCAAUCCAUCACGAGGUUGUUCUCCACAUGUCAUCGGAUCGUGCAACAAAUGCAGGGCAAAGGUCAGCGAUCGUCCUGGAGUGAGAAAAAGUUGAAGGAAAGCGUCAUUAAGUCGGUCAUCCAGUCACUGCAAGAGCUCUCAACCAGUUUCCGAUCUAGUCAAGGAACUUAUCUGAGAAAAAUUACAGCGAGAGAAGAAAUGUCUGAUCGUUACUUUGAAAUUCCAAAUCUCAUCGGCGAAGAGGCCGGACCUUACCGGUACGACCAAGACUUUCUCGAGGGAAAUGUCCACAAAAACCAAGAGUGGACGCAACAACAACUCCUCGCCCUGGAAGAUGACAAUGUCCAUUUGCAAGAAAGGGAGCGAGAAGUUCAACAAGUAGUCAAGUCGAUUAUGGACCUCAACACGAUAUUUCGCGAGUUGGCUUCCAUGGUCAAAGAGCAGGCCGAUAUGGUGGACAGGAUUGAUUAUCAUGUCGAAACGACCCAUAUCAAGGUGGAAGAGGGAACGAAACAGUUGCAAAAAGCGGCCAAUUAUCAGAGAAGAAAUCGAAAAUGCAUAUUUCUAGUCUCUUGUGUCAUUCUCACAGUGUUACUCAUUUUCCUCCUCGUCGCGCUCGGAACGUAGUUUUAAAUUGAGGUUUAAUUUACAAAAUUGUCAUUCCGUGAAAUAAGUUAAUGGGAACUGUCUUCAGUUACGAAAUGUGCAAAAAAUUCAGAAUGAAAAUCAUGUGUUAAAAUUUUGCAUUCAUAUUUUGCUAUCACUAUAAUUUUAUUUCUUGAAAGUCAAAUCCGCACUAUGUAACUUAUUCUUAAAACAUUCUUGUCAUGUCAUUAGAUAAAGUUAACCAGUUACCGAUGCAGCAUAAUUUAUUGACAAUCACCUCCUUGAUAUUAAUUAUUUUAAUUUAGUUUAUUAGUCUAUAUGUAGAGUUAGCUGGAUAUAUACAUACUUAGCAACUUUUAAUUGACGCAUGUGGUGCUCUUGAUCUGAAACACUCUCAAUUAAUCAAUUACAGUAACCAUAUCCUUUUGUUUAACUUCUCUGCGAAAUGACUUGCAUUUAUCAUGACAAACAUAUAACAAUCAUCAUAAUUUUUUCGAUUAUACUGUUCAAAUGUUGAGGAAAUAAAUAUUCCAUUCCAUACGAAA
This is a messenger RNA of Folsomia candida, 1787 nucleotides long. It is a transcript of the gene Syx16, whose product is annotated as syntaxin-16. Gene Ontology annotation, biological process: vesicle fusion; intracellular protein transport; vesicle-mediated transport. Lineage: Eukaryota; Metazoa; Arthropoda; Collembola; Entomobryomorpha; Isotomidae. Gene Ontology annotation, cellular component: membrane; SNARE complex; endomembrane system. Gene Ontology annotation, molecular function: SNARE binding; SNAP receptor activity. The record is from RefSeq and is a predicted model, not a curated record. The transcript is spliced from 6 exons. The coding region runs from base 280 to 1263 and encodes 327 amino acids.